This is a messenger RNA of Loa loa (African eye worm), 1819 nucleotides long. Its product is annotated as major facilitator superfamily transporter. The record is from RefSeq and is a predicted model, not a curated record. Lineage: Eukaryota; Metazoa; Nematoda; Chromadorea; Rhabditida; Onchocercidae. The transcript is spliced from 10 exons. Bases 74 to 1513 code for a protein of 479 amino acids.
GGACGUAAGGAUUUUAAGUGAUACAGCAGCAGGGAAAGCUCUUGAAUAGUUCUGGUAGUGGAAGGAGACGCGCAUGAAGUUUCCCCCCUUGCGGCGUCGAAUGGGAUUAUUUGGCAAGGAUCUACGUAGUAUCAUCCAGCUUGGCCUGGGCUUCAUGUUGAUAUUUUCAGCCUUCAACAGCCAAGGAAUGAUUGAGAUUGCUGUUAUCAAAAAUGCUGCUGAAAAACAUCCAACAUCAGGUAUAACCGAGCAAUCCGGUUACUACAGCUUGGCUAUCAUUUACCUGACUUUUACAUUUUCAAAUUUGCUUGCACCUGCUAUAAUAAAUGCUAUAAGUUCGAAAUGGGCAAUGGUUUUUGGAGGUUUGAUGUACUGCAUCUUUAUGCUUGGUUUCAUGUACAUGAAUAUGUAUUCUCUUUAUAUAUUUUCGGCACUCACAGGCUUCGGCGCUGCAAUGGUAUGGACUGGACAGGGGGUCUAUCUCACAGCCUGGUCUCGGAUUGAUACUGUCGCACGUAACAGUGGUAUUCUUUGGGCUAUGCUACAAUCAUGCUUCAUUUUUGGUGGACUCUUUCUGUUCUUCAUCUCCUUUUCAGGUUCUAUCGUUUCUUCGGUGAACCUAAUUUAUACAAUAUUUUCGGUGAUUACUUUAAUUGGUGUAAUAGUAUUAGCACUGCUUCCGACGAAACCCGAUGGAGUGGCAUGUUCUACUGAACACUGUGAUGAGGAGAGGACUGAGGGUGUAAUGGAAGGGGAAAACGAUGUCAGUAUUGUUAAUGGUCGAAUUAAUUUUGAAACACGAUCAGUGCGUGGUUCAGUAACACCACGUACUGUUAUUUUGUGGAAAGACGAAUUUCACAAUACACUACGUGUGGCGGUAACUCGGCGAAUGGCACUGCUUGCCGUGGUGUUUAUGUAUACGGGUAUAGAAAUGACAUUUUACACUGGUAUUUAUUCAGCAUGCCUUGCAGCAUUUGGACGGUUGAGAGAUAACGGAUUAGUCAUUGCCUACAAUACUCUUGCUCUUGGUGGAGGGCAAGUCGUUGGUGGUCUUGCGUUUGGAGUUUUUGCAAAUAGAUCAGUUGCUUAUGGUCGUAAUCCAAUAAUCGUUUUGGGUACCACUGUUCAUCUGUUGGCCUUCCUUUUUAUUUUCUUGAAUGUUCCAAUGGAAGCACCGUUACAUAGAACGUAUUCGGAGGGUUACAUUGAACCAAACUAUUCAUUAACCCUGAUUUGUGGUUUUAUGCUUGGUUUUGCGGAUAGUUGUUGGAGUACACAGAUUUAUUCACUUCUCAGUUCUCUUUAUACCAUCAACAGUUCUAACGCAUUUGGUCUUUUCAAAUUUUACCAGGCAUUUGCGGCUUUUCUCAGUUUCUUUUACGGAUCUGUCCUGCUGUUGCAUUGGCAACUGUUGAUACUUGCGGUGAGUGCUGUAUUGGCGGCACUUUGCUUCUUUCCGGUGGAGUGGGAGGCUGUUGCGCUCACUAUUCCUCCACCAAUUUUCCCAUCCUGAUCCUUUGUUAUUGAAGUCACUGUGUUGUAAUGGGAUUGGCCAAAUAACUUGAGUGAUUUAUUACGAGUAUUUAUCCUAUCAGUUGACAUUUAUUCUGUACUUAUAUGCUUUCAUAAUGUCGAUCAUAGAACCGCAGGCGAAAGUUCCGUUUUGAAUUUUUAACUGAUUCACUAGUCGUUUAAGUAUUUCUUCCGUGUGAAGGGAAAUUCUGGCAGUAAGGUAUUCUUACUGGUAGUCCAAGCUGAAAUAUUGAAUAUUAAAAGGAGAAAUAUAUUUGUGGUCGCUCAAUUUUCAUAUUUAUUUUGC